AUGGCACUUCGACAAUACUCAUAUAACUCUAAUGGAAUGCAAUUUGACCACUCAAAGGAGGAGAGAAUCCAAGAAAACAUUAAAAGACAUCCGCUGUUCCAACAAGACACGACUGAAGUUCAAAACGAAGAUACAAACCCUAUCGAUUUGACACAACCGACUUUGGUUGAAAUAGUCGAGUCCAAAGAAAUUGAAUCUCAAGAAGGCGAUAAAAAGGACACCACACAAUAUAUACCUAAUGUCUUAACACCAAUUCCUAAACGAUUUGUAGAAAAUGCCGACGAUGACCAAGAAGUGAAGAGAGUCGAGACGCCUUACUCGGCUAUAUCAAAACAACAAAAAACAAAAGCCCCCCAAAGCCCUUCAAAAGUCCAAGACCACAAAAAGAACUUAACUCUCGUUGAACGGUUUUGUGCAGAAAAGCCACACAAACAAUCGCCACAACCCGACCGUCCCGUUUCGACAACGAAAUUUGGAAAUCUGGAGACAAUCGUUAACAAUGAAAACAAAGACAUCUACGAAAAUGGAGUUGCAAUCUAUUUGGCUUGCGACGAGGUAGUCACUUACACGUUAUUCAUUGGUGGAUUACCUCCGAAAUUUGAUGUUGCAGCGCUCAAGAAAUUGUUUGCCAAUUACGACGCGUCCAAUUUCAGAGUAGUGACAGACCCGGAGACAAAAGAUUGCAAAGGGUUUGGUUUUGUCGAGCUGUAUACGAAAGACGCAACAAAUAUGGCAAUCGACGAGUUGAAUGGCACUAAAGUCGAGAACCGAAAACUUCAAGUUAAACUCUCUGACCCACAAUCAAAGAAAAAGGUUGUGUGUUUCUUGUGUGGAGAGAGUCACUUGUUCAAAGACUGUCCACAUAAGACUGAGGAAAUGUACAAAGACAAACUUAAUGACUUGAGGCGUGAAAAAAAGAAGGAAUACACUCAAAACCAUACCGAGAAUCAUCACACAGAAUCAAAAAGAGUCAUUCCAAUACGAUACGAAAAACAAGAUAAAUACAUCAAGAAAGACAAUGACCAAAAUUACUACGGCAAAAGAUAUGAAAGGGAUUCGAGAGAUUAUAGAAGUGGAUAUGACCACAAUCGUAGUUGGAGAAAGGAUGAACAUUGA
Messenger RNA from Entamoeba invadens IP1, 1116 nucleotides. Its product is annotated as glycine-rich RNA-binding protein, putative. Lineage: Eukaryota; Evosea; Mastigamoebida; Endamoebidae. Gene Ontology annotation, molecular function: RNA binding. The transcript has a single exon. The record is from RefSeq and is a predicted model, not a curated record. The coding region runs from base 1 to 1116 and encodes 371 amino acids.